CCGACGAUCAGCAGCUUGAUGGAGCUUUUUUAACUUCAGAACAGCGUCUCAAUCUGCGGAAUAUCUGCUGUGGUGUACAGGCAGGGACGAGGAAGAGGUUCAGCUGCGGACCUGAAGGAAAGCAGCCACCAGGACAAGGAAGUACCCAGCGUGCAUCAGUGAGCUGCUGUCCACCAUGGCGACCAUAGUGACAGAGAGGAUCAGCCGAGUGUUCAUCAGCCUGCAGCAGAUCAGGCAGGUUCCUCAGAUGCUGACUGAGGCGGCUCCCUCCAUGCCCGGCACCGUCAGAGACACCGAGGUUCCUUACUACUUCAGGGAGCGCUACGUCUGCACCGGCUACCGACCCCUCAACCAGAACUGGCGCUACUACCUCCUGUCCAUGUUCCAGCGCCACAACGAGACCCUCAACAUCUGGACUCACCUGCUGGCGUUCCUGGUGUUUCUGGUUAAGCUGCGUCAGCUGGCUGAGACCGUGGACUUUGUUGAGGACCAGCAUUCGUGGCCCCUGUUGAUCCUCAUCCUGUCAUCGCUGAUCUACUCGGCAUUCAGCGUCGCAGCUCACCUACUGGGUGGCAAAUCUGAGCUGUGCCACCAUUGCUUCUUCUUCCUGGACUAUGUCGGGGUGGCACAGUAUCAGUACGGCAGCGCUGUGGUUCACUUCUACUACGCUGUGGAUGACGGUCUGCACAGAAACCUGCAGGGGAUCUUCAUGCCUGCUGCCACUGUGCUCAGCUGUCUCUCAUGCCUUGGAUGCUGCUAUGGGAAAUACUGCAACCACAGCCUGCCGUCGUGGGUGCGCAAGGUGUGCCAGGUGGUGCCCUCAGCGCUCGCCUACAUCUGGGACAGCAGUCCUGUGGCCAUCAGACUCUUCAGCUGGUCCAGCAGUGACCCAGCCAUCGUCUACCACUUUAGCCAAGUGGCUUUCUUCCUCAGCUGUGCCUUCUUCUUUACCGUCCCCCUGCUGGAGGGCUGCUUCCCUGGACGCUGCGACUUUGUGGGACAGAGUCAUCAGAUGUUCCACGUUUUUCUGUCCUGCUGCACCCUGUGUCAGAUCCAGGCCUCUCAUCUAGACUAUGUGAGCCGCAGGGAGCUGUACUCCCACCUGCAUGAGGCCGGCGAUGCUGCUCUGUUUGUGGGACUGUAUGUGGUCACCUUGGUAGCAUGUGCACUAAUUGUUGUUUUCAUGCUGAGGAAAGUUAAAAAAGUACUUGUGUUUAAAACCAAGUCCAAAUAACUGAUUCAAAUUCAUAGCAUCUAUGUGCCUGUCAUUCCAGACACUGCUUUGAUAGAAAGGGAACUAAUUAUUUUUGCUGCAGAUAAAACAGUUAGUGGCUGGUAAUGUUUUAUAUUUUUAUGUAUUGCAAUUUUUGUACUAAUACGCAGGGUUUUACGUAUUAGCAAAGGCUUAAACAUAUUCCAGAACAGAUUCUUGCAUUUUUGAAGGGUUCAUUCCAUGUCAGUUCACCAAACCAGUUCAUGUUGUGGGUUUUCUUGUCACUGUUGCAAGAAUAAGGAAUGCUUGUUUACUGAAAGUUGUUAAACAAUGGAACUAUGUACACUACUGUUCAAAAGUUUGAGACCACUAGAAAUGGCCUUAUUUUUGAAAGAAAAACAAUGAAGAUAACAUGAAAUGAAUCAGAAAUACAGUCUUGACAUUGUUAACGUGGUAAAUGACUAUUCUAGCUGGAAACAGCAGAUUUUUAAUGAAAUAUCUACAUAGGGGUACAGAGGAACAUUUCCAGCAACCAUCACUCCUGUGUUCUAAUGGUACAUUGUGUUAGCUAAUGCUGUUGAAAGGCUAAUUGAUGAUUAGAAAACCCUUGUGCAAUUAUGUUAGCACAUGAAUAAAAUUGUGAGUUUUCAUGGAAAACGUGAAAUUGCUUGGGUGACCCCAAACUUUUGAAUGGUAGUGUAUGUAAAAUCUAGCAUUUUUGAAAAUAUAUAGCCUCUUGGGCCUCAGUAAUGUACCUAAAGCUCAGCUCUUGCCUUUUUGACAACACUAACAAAAACUGAAAAAGUAGAAGCUUCAUGAAAGCAGAGUUUAUGUCCGAGCUAUUGGAUUGGAUAAGAUUUCACAGAAAUGAGAGCUAGAAAACCUUGUAGUCAACACAAUACAAAUACCUACCAAUGAUAUAAAACCACUGUGUGUACUGUUACUGCCAGCGAAAAGCAUAAAAAAUGAGCUAAUUAAAAAAGAAAUUAGUAUAUUGAUUAUAAGUAUAAUAAUUAUAUUUUGCCAUUUUCACGUUUUAUUAUUUAAAGAGAGUGGAGAUAAACUGGUAAUGUGAGGAAACGGAGCAGGGCGCUGGCAUGUGGUGAAGGUCCAGGCUAAGUGUUUGACUGCAUUUGUGCUCACGUUGUAACCACUUGACUAGAGGGUCAACCGGGCUUGUAAUUUGUUUUAAUGCAUAUUUUUGGAAAUACGCUACUGUUUAAAAGUUUGGGGUCGCUUAGAAAUGGCAUCAUUUUUGAAAGAAAAGCAUUUUAUUUCAAUGACCCAUUUCCAGCAACCAUCACUCCUGUGUUCUAAUGGUACAUUGUGUUAGCUAAUUGUGUUGAAAAGCUAAUUGAUGAUUAGAAAACCCUUGUGCAAUUAUGUUAGCACAUGAAUAAAAAUGUGAAUUUUCAUGGAAAACACACAAUUGCCUGGGUGACUCCAAACUUUUGAACAGUAGUUAGUGUAUAUAAAGACAAAUUAUCUGAAAAGUGUGUUUUCAGCUCUGAAAUUAUGUUUAUCAAGACGUGGUGCAGCUAGUUUUCUAUGGAGAGCCAAAUUUAAAACUACACUAAAUCAGUAUUUGGUUGCAAGAAUAUGAAAACUAGUGGAGAUAAAAUUUUGAAAUUCUUCAGAUUCUUCGGUAUUGAAUGUUAUUGACUUAAAUGAUCUUAAACAUUCAACAACAAUUCUUAAGUUUUAAUUUGUCCUUCUGGUUUUGGGAAUGUUCAGCACAAAUUACAAAAAUGAACUGAGAUGAUGAGGCUGAGAAAAAAUCGGAAAUAUACUGAAUGUUGGCUUGAAGGCACAAACUGGAAGUUUUCACAUUAAUUUUUGUUUCAAGAAAAUCUCUGGCAUGAACUGGGAGGAUGAGGUUAAAGCCUAUCAUAGCUGAGAUUUCACUGCCUACUGUGUUUGACCAUUUGUGAGUGUUACUGAUAAAACUGAUGGCGUGCAGUUGAGUUUGUUCAGUCAUCAGAUUGUUGGAAUGUUUUGUGAUAAUAUGUGGAACUACAACUAAAAUGUGCAAAUAUUUAUUUUUGAUAUUUUGAAAGUGUGGUACUUGAGAUUUUGUUAUUCACACUGUGCCUGUAUUUUACUUAAUGAUGAUUUUUGUCUUCUUAAUCCAAGUUCAGGAACAAUAAGAACACGUGUUUUAAAAAAUCUGCCAUUUUACAGUGAACUUAAUGUUAGUGUUUUGUGCCUUUAUCAGUGUGCCUUGAGAGCCUGUUGUUUUCACGUUUUAUGUCAAACCUUGGCUUGAAAAUGAGAUCUUGAGAGAGAUUCUCAGAGAUAACGACUUGUAUUACAAUCACAACAUCUUUGAUGACACACGAAAACAUGUUUAUUUAUGUUGUUGUUCUAGCACCGACAUAAGUUAAUGUACUGCCUUUAGAGUGUACUCUAUUGAAGCUGGAUGUUGUAUGAGGGAUUUAAUGUAUCGUGAAAGUCUUAACUUUUUGAAUGUCUUAUUGUAAACAUGGUUUAUAUGUGUACUGAUAAUCAGUGUUGUGUCCUACUGUAAAACUUGUUUGUGCCUUUUGGAAUUAUUAAAAAGUUAGCGUGGAUGUUACAUGAGCGAACUAAGUAAAGCUGAAUGCAAUGUCA
Amphiprion ocellaris (clown anemonefish) is the source of this 3823-nucleotide messenger RNA. It is a transcript of the gene paqr7a, whose product is annotated as progestin and adipoQ receptor family member VII, a. The transcript is spliced from 2 exons. Gene Ontology annotation, cellular component: plasma membrane. Gene Ontology annotation, biological process: response to steroid hormone. The record is from RefSeq and is a predicted model, not a curated record. Lineage: Eukaryota; Metazoa; Chordata; Actinopteri; Pomacentridae. The coding region runs from base 176 to 1234 and encodes 352 amino acids. Gene Ontology annotation, molecular function: steroid binding; nuclear steroid receptor activity.